UUUCAAAAUUCGGAAUAUGCUUUUAUUUCUCAAAUAAAACAUACCAAAAUACUCGCAAAAUUAAAAUCACUACUACAACUUCCCACUAAAUACGGCCCCGACCGUAUGUAUGUGUCAUCAUCGUAUAUACGCAAACACCGUAUAUACACAAAGUCAAACUAAUCUUUGCUUACUUCACUCUCGAUAUAUAUUAUUCUAGAGAGAGAAAGGAAGAAGCAGUGUAUCUAUCUGUGUAUGUAUUUUCUCUCUCCUCCCUCCCCUCUUUUCCACCCUGGCUGAAACCCCCUUCCACCGCGUUCACGCGUCUUCUCCCCCACUCCCCAUUAUAUAUUCCCCUCUUUUCCCUCUCAUCUCCUUAGCAGAUGCUCUCCAUUCCCAUCUGCAAUCUCAAUCUCAAUCUCCCACCCCCAAUUUCAAUUCCCGGGAUUCGAAUUAGGUUAAAUUGAAAGAUGCCAUCAGCGCUGGAAGACGGAGAGAUGUUCCUGCCGUCGACGCCGGGGAAAUUCAAGGACAAAUCGAACGCGAUGCACCGCCAAUUCUACCGGUGCUUCGCCUCCACGAGCACGAUGUUCCUGUGGGCGCUGUUCCUGGUGGCGCUCACGGCGGCGUACCUCAGCUUCCAAUCCUUCGUCGACUCCGGCAGCCGCUACUUCUCCACCGCGUGGGGCGGCAUCCAGUGGGAGAAGCAGGUCCGCGCCUCCGCCCAGAUCCGCCGCCACAACGGCCGCGCCGUCCUCGUCACCGGCGCCGCCGGCUUCGUCGGCAGCCACGUCUCCCUCGCCCUGAAGAAGCGCGGCGACGGCGUCGUCGGCAUCGACAACUUCAACAGCUACUACGACCCCUCCCUGAAGCGCGACCGCAAGAAUCUCCUCGCCUCGCAGAGCAUCUUCAUCGUGGAGGGCGACAUCAACGACGCGCGCAUGUUGGCGAAGCUCUUCGAGAUCGUCGCCUUCACGCACGUGAUGCACCUCGCGGCGCAGGCCGGGGUGAGGUACGCCAUGGAGAAUCCGCAGUCGUAUGUGCACAGCAACAUCGCCGGACUCGUCACGCUUCUAGAAGCAUGCAAGGCCGCCGACCCGCAGCCCGCCGUGGUGUGGGCCAGCUCCAGCUCCGUCUACGGGUUGAACGAGAAGGCUCCGUUUUCCGAAUCGGAUCGGACCGACCGACCCGCUUCGCUCUACGCCGCCACGAAGAAGGCGGGCGAGGAAAUCACGCACACGUACAACCACAUCUACGGGCUCUCCAUCACCGGGCUCCGAUUCUUCACCGUCUACGGGCCCUGGGGCCGGCCCGACAUGGCGUAUUUCUCGUUUACCCGGAAUAUUCUGCAGGGGAAGCCGAUCACGAUCUACCGCGGCAAGAAUCACGUGGAUUUAGCCCGCGAUUUCACCUACAUUGAUGAUAUCGUCAAGGGCUGCAUCGGCUCGCUGGAUUCGGCGAAGAAGAGCACGGGCUCGGGCGGGAAGAAGCGGGCCCCCGCCCAAUACCGGAUCUUCAACCUCGGGAAUACUUCGCCGGUGACGGUGCCGAUGAUGGUGGGGAUUCUGGAGAAGCAAUUGAAGGUGAAGGCGAAGAAAAACAUGGUGGAGAUGCCCGGAAACGGCGACGUUCCGUUCACCCACGCCAACAUCACCUCGGCCCGAAAGGAAUUCGGGUACAAACCCACCACCGACUUGCAAACCGGGUUGCGGAAGUUUGUUAGAUGGUAUUUGUCUUAUUACGGCUACGAUCAUGGCAAAUCUGUAAAGUAAAUUUCAUUCAAUUUUUUAGGAUUAAAUUUUUUAUUUUUUUUUAAACUGAAAAAAGAAGAAACGAAGAAAUGGAUACUUUUCUUUUCUUUGAAGAGUGGGGAAAAGAUGCACUUGAAAUUUUAUUUUUUUUCUUGUAAAGUGAAUGAAAAAUCUUUUCUGCUA
This is a messenger RNA of Salvia miltiorrhiza (redroot sage), 1913 nucleotides long. RefSeq names its product UDP-glucuronate 4-epimerase 1. The transcript has a single exon. NCBI's taxonomy places the organism in Eukaryota, Viridiplantae, Streptophyta, Magnoliopsida, Lamiales, Lamiaceae. The record is from RefSeq and is a predicted model, not a curated record. Bases 450 to 1751 code for a protein of 433 amino acids.